This is a messenger RNA of Amphimedon queenslandica, 749 nucleotides long. Its product is annotated as vacuolar amino acid transporter 7-like. Gene Ontology annotation, cellular component: membrane. The record is from RefSeq and is a predicted model, not a curated record. Gene Ontology annotation, molecular function: L-amino acid transmembrane transporter activity. Bases 51 to 734 code for a protein of 227 amino acids. Lineage: Eukaryota; Metazoa; Porifera; Demospongiae; Haplosclerida; Niphatidae. Gene Ontology annotation, biological process: amino acid transmembrane transport. The transcript has 3 exons.
GUAUUUUCUGUGUUGCUUUAUUUGCCAUCUUCAUUGCCAUCAAGACCAGUAUGCACCUACACCAUGGUGACAACCCCAUUACAUUUCAAGCCAUUCGUUCAGAUGAAGAUGACGUCAUCGGUUUCUUCCCCUCAUCAUUCAAAGGAGCCAUUACUUGUCUCUCUUACUGCAGUUUGACAUUUCUCUGUCAGUUCCAGCUGUUUUCCCUCGAGAAGGAGUUGAAUAGGCCAAGACAAUGGAAGUUGAAUUUUAUCAUAGUGGCGUCAAUGGUACUAGCUUACACUUUGUAUAAUAUUGUGGCUUUUUCUGGAUAUUUAAAUUUCGGUGGUCAGACACCAGAAGACAUAAUGAUUGGUUAUCCAUCCACUGAUGGUCUUGUCACAGCUCUUAGAAUAGCACUCUUCAUAACUCUCCUCUUCAGCUAUCCGAUCCUCUUCCAUCCAACCAGACUAGCUCUCAAUCGCCUUGUAUCGUACUGCUAUGAGUUGUACUCCAAUCGUGGUUCAAGUAACAAUCUUAAUUGUGAUCAAACUGAUGAAACAACUGAGCUAUUGAUAUCGUCAAGCUUGCGUUCUCGAUUGUUGAAGUACAGGAAAGAUAACACUGUUGAAAGGAAGGAAUUGAAACCAAACUGGUUGGUCUGGACGUGUGAGACGUGGGUAAUGUUUGCCGUUAGUUUUCUCGCGGCCGCUUUUAUACCAAACGUGAGUGUGGGCAGGGCUGGAAUCAAUUAAUUAACAAAUCAAUGA